Manduca sexta (tobacco hornworm) is the source of this 1401-nucleotide messenger RNA. RefSeq lists its product as uncharacterized. NCBI's taxonomy places the organism in Eukaryota, Metazoa, Arthropoda, Insecta, Lepidoptera, Sphingidae. The record is from RefSeq and is a predicted model, not a curated record. Bases 178 to 615 code for a protein of 145 amino acids. The transcript is spliced from 2 exons.
AGGGAGGCGCGGGUGAAGGUUGUGCAAUUUUGAAUUUGAGUUCGGUUUAUUUUAUGAUCUCGUUUGUUUCAACCCUUUUAAUUUUGAAAUAAACCAUUAGUAUUUUGCUAAUUAAUUGCCAAUAGCAAGAAGUCUGUUUAGUUGUAAUUAGAUAGCGCCAAAUUUUUUGUUAUCAACAUGCAAGAAACCGUUACAAACACCAGCGAAAGAAAAUCAUUGUUUUCGUCGUUCCUCGAGGUCCUGGAGGCUCGAGAGAAACAGGCACAGGUCGACAGACAACUCCAGGAGGAGAAGUAUCUCAGGAGAACACAGAGGAUAUACGAUUUCCAUGAACGUCAGCGGCGUGAGGCGGUGGAACUGCGGCGCUGCCUAGACUACGUGUCGCAGCACGCGCACGUGCUGGAGACGGUCCUGCGCGGCGCGGGCGCGGGGACUAGCGACGUGCCGCUCAGCGCCUCGCUCGUGCGCCAGGCGGCCGCGCUGCAGCGCUGCAUGGCGCAGUGCGUCGCCAACGCAUCGCGCAUCAGGCAUCUCCUCGCCGCCACGCAUCGCCCGCAGAUGGACACCAUGCUCGCCAAGAUGGUGAGUACAUACACUAUAGCUCAUAGCACAUGAGUAGGCGUAUUAAGUACCAAAAAUGUAUACCUACUUCCAUGUUCAUAAUGAAGGUUCAGUUAAUCUCGUGCUUUAGAAAUGUAUGUAAAUAUGUACCAAUUUGUAGGUAAGUAGGUACUUGGCAUUCAUGCAAAUGGUCCUGUGACAUAUCUCGAAAAGAAAACGAUAAUGGUUUACAAAACGAAAUAUAUAUAAUAACAGGCGUUUGAGUUCCACAUCUUCGUCAUAGAUACCAAAUACUCAUCAACGUAAGUACGUACGUAAGGACUUGGAGAUCCCGGCUGUACUGUGAGUGUUAUGAAAUCAUACUAUCGCGUGAAAUCCGAGCACUUUACGCAGCUCGUAAAUCAUCGCUAGCACACGCGGUGACGCGACACAGUGCAGCGCCGCGUCGCGUGUCCGAGUGUACGCACGCCGCGCUCCACGGCCCGAGCUUACAAGUUCCAGUUCAACCCCCUGAAUCAUGUUAUACAACGCGCUGUUCCAUCCCGUCGUUGUUUAUUGAUUGUUUCUUUAUGAAAGGAUGUCGAGGGCCAGUAGUUUUAGACCAGAUUUCCUUGAUAUCCGCAAAUGUUAUGAGAAAUCCCACAAAAUAAACACGUGUGUCUAUGUUUAUACAUCGUAUUCAAAGGUUUUGUCUAGUAAUACAUUUAUCACACAAACCAACGAAUCGUACCAGCGACCUUUCUUUCACGGCCGGUUCAUUGUCCGCCGCGCCGCGAAGGUAGCCAUUGUAAAGUAUUAAUUAGCAAGUCGUGAAUGUAUUUAAUCCAGUUGCCAAAUGUG